Molecule: messenger RNA, 963 nt
Organism: Rasamsonia emersonii CBS 393.64
Lineage: Eukaryota; Fungi; Ascomycota; Eurotiomycetes; Eurotiales; Trichocomaceae
Product: AN1 zinc finger protein
Exons: 1
Coding region: 1-963 (320 amino acids)
Cellular component (GO): cytoplasm
Molecular function (GO): zinc ion binding
Source: RefSeq, a predicted model, not a curated record
AUGUCUUCCUCACCGGCAUCACAACCCCCCUCGUCAUACACACAAAUGCCCGAGCACGACCUCGACGCGAUCGGGCGAAACUGCCAGUACGAAUUCUGCCGCCAGCUCGACUUUCUCCCGUUCCGGUGCGAAUCGUGCCGGGGGACGUUCUGCCUGGAACAUCGGACCGAGACGGCGCACAACUGCAGCCAUGCGGGGGAGUGGGCAAGACGGAGAAGGGAGAACAAUACUGGCGGCAGCAAUGCUUCAGAUGGGAUAGGGAAGACGACGAAACCCACUGUGUACAACUCGGACCAGUGCGCGCAUCUCACGUGCAAGACGCUCAUCAACACCUCCAAGAGCCCUGCCGUGCACUGCGACAGAUGCAACCGGCAGUACUGUCUGCAGCAUCGACUGCGAGAGGAGCACGACUGCGCGAAGCUGACGCCGCUGGGGGCGCGACCAGCAGGAGGAGGGCAAGGGCCAACAGCCAACGAGACAAUCCGAUCGAUGUUCUCCAAGGUCCGAACAUGGGGCAAGGACAAGACGACGAUAAGCCUACCCGCGGGUUUAAAGCAGACAAGCAGCAGCAGCAGCCGGACGACGACAGGAAGCGCAAUCAGCCAACUCAACGAGCUCAAACGCACCGCCAAAGGCGACGCCUCCAUCCCCCAAGAGCGACGACUACACCUGCACGUCGUCGGAUGCUCCGACAACCCCAACGCGCGCGAACCGCCCUCGGGGAACUUCUUCUUCGACACACGGUGGAAAGUCGGCCGGGUGCUGGACGACGCGGCACGACGCCUGAAGGUCGAGAACGUGAACAACCGCAGCGACGACGAGGAGGCGCGGCUGCGCAUCUUUCACAUCGAGUCGGGCCAGUUCCUUGAGUUUUCGGCCGUGAUCGGCGAGACGAAUGUAAAGCCGGGGCAUACGAUUGUGUUGUUAAGGGGGGCGGGUGUUUUACUACAGAAUAAUAAAUAA